AUGUACUUCAGCAAAUGGAGUACGCUACUUGGUGUGAUAGCGUCGAGCUUGGCGGACCAAGUAGUUCAUCCAGAGCUUGAUCUCUCUGACCUCGGAGGAAGCGUAGGUCUUUUAGGAUCCUUCACAGGAAUUUCCAUGUAUAAUUUUGACAACGCUACAAGUUUCAUCCAAGCAGCCAGAGGAAAUCGUUCAAGGUCCAGACCAUCACAAAACUCACUUUACCUGAGAGACCCAAGUAACAAUAAUAUCAAUAGACUUGCAACGUUCAAUGGUCAAGUGGACUCAAUAUACUCAUUGGACGAAAAUGAUAAUACUAUGCUCAUUACCGGUAACUUCACCGAAAUAAAUAACUCAACUGGAGUUGCCCCAAUAAUAUUUAACUACACCUCGGGCGAAGCAACUCAAAUAUUUUCAAAUGAUUCUAUAAACGGGUCAGUUAGAAGUGUUCUCAUAGACAAAGAAUUGGUCUAUUUGGGAGGAGACUUCAAAUUUAACAAUACAUACGGUGUGGCUGUUUACAACAUCACAUCCAAACAAGUCACUACCCCACCAUUUCAAGGGUUUGGAGAAAACUCUUCAGUAAACACCAUUGUGAAGAUCUUCGACAAUGCUGAGGAUAAUAGUGUUGACAAUGGAUCUAUUGUCUUUGGGGGUGAGUUCAAUACUUUGGGGUUAAAGGAUCUUUUGACCCAUAAUUCAACCUCAAAUAAUACUAUACCAAGAAACAUGACCAAUACCUCUCUCAUAACAGCAGAACAGGUUGUUUCUCUUAAACAUGGGAUCUUCAGCAGUGUUAAUGCCGCAUCUCAAGGUACUGAAAGCGAGAUGGUGUGUCCAUCCACUGCGCAAGAUUGGUCAUUAGGAAAUGAUGAGGGAGGACAAUGGUUGGUUGAACUUCCAGAUGAAAUGAAAGGUUUAACUCCUACAAAAGUACGAUUGUAUACCCCAACCUCGGGCGAUGAUGGAGUUCAAUUGUUUAGAAUUUAUUCCUAUCCUAAUAAUGGGAUUAUGAAUCUUUCUUACAUAGACCCUGAAACAAAUGAAUUACUGUAUUGUGAUGCUUGGUGUCCAUUGGUGACAAGUACACAAUUGAAAAACUUUACCUCUACUAAUAAGGAAAACGUUGAUGAAUUGGCUAAUGAUAGCACAUUUAUUGAUAAAUCAGAUGGUUCGUAUGCGACCUAUUAUGAUCCAACAUCGAAGACUAAAGUCCUUGGAUAUGCGUCUAAUUACCAAGAGUUUUCAUUUGAAAAUGAAGUUAGCAUUGACAAGGUUGGUUUCACCAUCCUUGGAUGGUAUGGAUCAAAGGGUGUAUUUUCUGGGUUCGAGCUUUUCCUGAACUCUAUUACCGUUUAUGGUAACAACACUUUAAACGAACCAAACUGUAAUAAUGCUGAUGAGGAAGAAAAUUACAGCUCAACAUUUGGUGGAGACUGGAAGUCUGUGAAACAAAUCUCCGCUGCGUCAAUAUCGGGAACUGAUUAUUUGGUGUCUACCAUUGACAAUGAGUCUCAAAAAGUUGGUGUAACUCUUUACCCAAACAUUUCGUACUCUGGUAACUAUUCCAUUAUUAUGACAACUCCGGGUUGUAUUCAAGAUUCCUCGUGUGAUCUAAGAUCGAUCGUAAACGUAACCGUAUACGAUGUUGAAGAUGAGAUUUUAGAUUCUCAAUUAAUUUACCAAAAUAAUGAUUACGAUAAGUUUGAUUAUCUUUUCUAUGGUCAUAUGAAUGGUAGUGCAACCAGUGAUGGUCAAAAUAAGAUUGAAAUUACUUACCAUCUGCCAAUUAAUGAAGGGUCUAAUAAUUCUUGGAUUGUUGUGGAUAAAGUGAUUGCUGAUAUUGUUUCUUUGGAUAAGUACUACGGAACAAACCAAACAAAUACUACAUCUUCUAAAUAUGGAAGCAACAUCACACAACUUUCAUUAAAUGGAUUGUUCGAAUACUCGUUAUCAAACUUCUCUUCAUUUGAUGAGAAAUUGGUUCAUCUGAAUGUAAACAACAAAUCAAUCAUCAAGUCCACAAACACAUAUGUUGGUAAUUCAUCCAUUAACUUUUUAAGUUCAAAACUUUCAUCAUCUGCUAAUGUUUCCAAGCUCUUAGUUCAUGACGAUUCAUUAUUAAUUGCUGGAGAUUUCGGGGUUAAUUCUACCAACUUGAAUGAUAACUUGAUCACUUUGAAAUUAUCCCAAUAUAAUUCAACAUCUAAUCAGACUGAAAUUUCGACAUCUCUUAAGAAGAGAGCUGAUGGGAACAAUACUGCUCAAUUAUAUGGUGCAAGCUUCUCAAAUGAAUUCAACGAUAUUGUACAAUUUAAUGAUGAAUUAGUCUUCAUUGGAGACUUUAACAUGACAGGUUCCAACUUGCAAAUCAAUAACUUAUCUAACAACAAUGAAUCAAUUUCAACUGCUUCUAAUUUUGCUGUCUAUAAUAGCCAAAAUAAUGGACAAUGGUAUGGAUUGGGAAAUAACUAUACCAACGCUCAAUUUAAUGACUUUGCCAAUAUUACCGUUAAUGACGUUGAAUUCUUCGUUUUCGCUGGUGAUUCUCAAAAAUUGAUCUGGGAUAAUACCAAUUCAAAAUGGGUAACGAACACCAUCGAUUAUACCCUCAAUAUCUCUCAGUCAUUGUCUGUUGCUGGAGAUAAGCAAAUUGUACUUGGUGAUGGAUUCUCUAUCAUGGACUUGUACAGUAUUGACCAAGCUAGAAUAUCUGGCAACAAUACCUUGUCAUCGAUGAACUUCUCUAUUAAUGGGUUUUUCAACUCGAUUGAAAGCUCUUACUAUGUGAAUGAUAGUAUUAGUGUAGUUGGGGGCCGUUUUAAUACCUCAACUGCUCAAAAUGUUGCUAUACUCAACAAUAAUGAUGGAAGCUUGCAAGGUUUAAAUGGAAACUUAACAAUUUUGAGAAACACGACUGUGCAAUCUUUAUAUGCUGGGUCUGAUACCGACUAUCUUUUUAUUGGUGUUAAUGGUCUGGCUACUGCUGGUGGUGUUUCCCAUACUGCAGGAGUUAUAAUUUAUGACUUGACUAAGGAAUCGUUUACUUCAUUUCAACCUGCAGAAUUGGCCACUUCCGAUCAAUCCUCAAUUCAAGUGAAUUCACUUGCAUUACAUGAUACUGAUAUGAAGUUAUUAGUUGGUGGUGCAUUUUCUAUGGCAGGUUCAUUGGAAUGUAAUGGACUCUGUAUCUAUGAUAUAAGUAAUACCAGAUGGAUACAACCAACCACGAAUGGAUCCCUUGAAGGUACUGUAAAUGAUAUGAUUUUUAUCACCACAGAUUCUGUCUUGCUCGCUGGUAAUUUGGGACUUGGUAACGAAAAUAGUUCGUUUGUAUCGUAUGACUUUGAAAGUAGUUCCUUUGCUGUACAAGACUCAUUGAAUACGUUAAAUUCGACAGUUACAAAAUUCAUUAAGGUGGAUAAUAAUGGAAAUUUCGGUGGAAGAUUCCUUGCAUAUGGUCCAGGAUACAUUUCUGGAUAUGAUGGUUCAAAAUGGACACGAAUUGAUGACGGUAUUGAUUACAGUUCAAUGGCCGUAUUCACAGAUUUCAAAUUGUUAACUCUUAAGGAUAAGAAUUCAAACAACACACAAACUUAUUUUGAUCUGAGCAGGAUCCUUAUUGUGACGGGUGCCUUUACAUUAAAAAACUAUGGUCUUGUUAAUGCUGCGUUGUACGAUGGAACUACAUGGAUUCCAUACUCUUACACGAACAUUCGUAGGUCAAAUAGACUCGGUCUCGUUAAAAGUAUCCUUGUUAAUGAUUUGUAUGCGUUCAAAUCUUCAGAAGCCCUUAAGAAACUUUCAAAGUUCAUGUCAAAGGGUAAGGUUGUUGGUAUUUCGUUAGCAUGCGCUAUUGGAUCUACUGCAUUCUUGAGUUUACUUUACUUGAUCCCUUACUUUGCCCUUUUUAGAAAGUCAAAGAACGACGUUUCAGACCAAAGAAUUCAAGAAAAUGAAAUGAUGGGAGCUGUAAACCCAGAGGAUUUGAUCCAUGAAAUUGAUUUACAAAAGAAGUAA
Molecule: messenger RNA, 4017 nt
Organism: [Candida] anglica
Lineage: Eukaryota; Fungi; Ascomycota; Pichiomycetes; Serinales; Debaryomycetaceae
Source: the annotation of a GenBank genome assembly